AUGGCAUCACACAAUAAAGCAGUUAAAGCAGCAGUUCCAAAUGCACCAAAGAAGAAAGUUGUUAUGCGAGAUUAUCCACUUAAUUACAACCCACGUAUUUAUUCAACAACUGAGUUACGUCGAACAACAAAGAAAGAAGAGGAAAAGCCAAUUGAUAAAACUUCUAAGCGUGAAACAACAAGAAACAAGAAACUUGAAUCUAAAAUUCAAACAAAAGACCAAACUAAAACAAAAACACAAACUCAAAACGUUGAAAUAAAAGUUGAAGAACAAUAUUUUGAAGAUGAAAACAUUAAUGAAGAGCAAGAAAGCUUCCAGAGCGAAACCAUUCUUGACAAAUACACGAAAUUAGUUGAAUUAUAUCAGAAAGAGUUAGAUCGAAGAAACGAGUUAAAGAACACACAUGAAGAUUUUCUUCACAAAAUACACAUUGCUUACUCAAACCAGAUUAAGUUAGAAAGAGGUAUAAUUCCUUCAUCGAUGCAAGAUCCACCUUCUCACACAGAUGAAGAAGAGGAUAUUCAUCAAGAAGAAGAAAUUACUAAAGGAACAGAAUAA
Molecule: messenger RNA, 558 nt
Organism: Trichomonas vaginalis G3
Lineage: Eukaryota; Parabasalia; Trichomonadida; Trichomonadidae
Exons: 1
Coding region: 1-558 (185 amino acids)
Source: RefSeq, a predicted model, not a curated record